Xiphias gladius (swordfish) is the source of this 6194-nucleotide messenger RNA. RefSeq names its product scavenger receptor class A, member 5 (putative) (gene scara5). The record is from RefSeq and is a predicted model, not a curated record. Lineage: Eukaryota; Metazoa; Chordata; Actinopteri; Istiophoriformes; Xiphiidae. Gene Ontology annotation, cellular component: plasma membrane. The transcript has 13 exons. Gene Ontology annotation, biological process: iron ion transmembrane transport. The coding region runs from base 167 to 1660 and encodes 497 amino acids. Gene Ontology annotation, molecular function: ferritin receptor activity.
AAACUGCUCGUGAUGCCUUCAGGCCCUGUCGGAAAUAUCGUCAUCUGCAUGGACAAAUUCAGCACUUGAAUAAGCGGAAUGUGGUCGUGUUGACCACCUCUUGGCUCUACGGAGGAAUUUGCGAGGGGUUCCUGAAGGCAUCAUCAGCCACCAUCGUCAGGAGGAGAUGGAGAACAAGGCCAUGUAUCUUAGCACAUAUGAAGAGAGAGACAACGGCUCCAUGUAUGAAGAGGCCUACGAUGGACACAACUUGUCCAAACUCAACCUGUGCGAUGAAGUUUCUGGAAAGCGUCGCAGGAAGCAAGAUCAGUGCUGCGGCCACCUCAACUCACUCUCAGCCAUCAAGUACGCCAUUGUUUCCCUCUACAUCCUGGUCCUUCUCACCAUCUUUGGACUCUGCCUGGCAGUCUCUCGUUCCCAGGUUUCCUCACAGCGGCAGGAGGUGCUAAUGGAGAACGUGACCCGCAUGUCAGAGCGCUCUCGGCUGAUCCAGCAGACCCUGGGCGAGGUGUCCACUCAGGCCGACCUGCUCGAGAACAUCUGGAAACUGGAGAACCUCUUCCAGAACCACAGCGACUGGCUGCAGAGGCUGGAGAUCCUCAUCAAGGGCAUGGAGGUGGAGCUGAGGAGCAUCCAGGGUUACUCUCUUCAGUCAGAGGGCUACCUGGUGCAGUUGGAUGACAGGUUGUCCUCUCUAAGCAGCUCCACCAGCAGAAACCUGACGGGCUUGAACGCGGAGGUGACACGAGCCUCCACCUGGCUCCGCGACCAGGACCUCCUGCUCCGGGAAACCUCAGGAAAGGUGAGCGGGCUGAGAGAGAAACUGGACGAGGUUAACUGGACGGUGGGAGCUGUCAAUCACACCUUCAGCAAUGACAUCAGUAUUCACAACUUCAAGAUUCAGGACUUGCAGAUCCAGAUCAGCAACAUAACGGAGGACACCAGCAGUUUAUGGGUGACCCACGUCCACACGGAGGCCCAGCUGAGGAACGAGAUGGAGAUCCUCAAUACGAUCACAGAGGACCUCCGUCUGAAGGACUGGGAGCACUCCAUGGCCCUGAAGAACCUCACCAUAAUAGAAGGGCCUCCAGGACCGAAAGGGGAGAAGGGUGACACUGGACCACUUGGGCUCCCUGGGGCCCCUGGGUUGACUGGCUUGAGAGGGUUUACAGGAGAAAAAGGCAUCCAGGGACCUCGUGGUAUUAAAGGGUCAGUUGGGGUCGAAGGCAUUCAGGGAGAAAAAGGAGACGUUGGACCUGCCGGGCCUAAAGGUGACAGAGGAGAAAGGGGGUUGAAGGGGGAGAAGGGGGAUCGAGGAGACCGAGGAGACAAAACAGUGGAGGAGACCCUGGUGCGGUUGGUGAACGGGUCGGGUCCUCACGAAGGUCGCGUUGAGGUUUUCCACGAACGUCGCUGGGGGACGGUGUGCGACGACGUUUGGGAUAAAAAGGAUGGAGACGUGGUGUGUAGGAUGCUGGGAUUCCGAGGAGCCUCAGAGGUCCAUAAGACUGGACGCUUCGGACAAGGUACUGGUCUGAUCUGGAUGGAUGACGUCGCAUGUACAGGGACUGAGGACAGCAUCCACCAGUGUAACUUUUCUGGCUGGGGCAAAACCAACUGCGGCCACGUCGAGGACGCCGGUGUGACCUGCCUUAUCUAAACCCCCACAAUCCUGAUCCUGCCGUGGCCGAAUAUCGCCUUAAACUUUUAAGACAGCUACAAGGUGCACAACGGCCUACCAGCUUUUUUAGAAGUUCAGAACCAAACGUGUGACUAUUUUAGCCACAAGACUGAACUAUGGCACUAAUGAAAAUGCACACAUUUUCAGACUUUGAGCAACAAACUUAUGUCUUUAUUAACUGCAUAGCAUGAGUUGCUACACAGAGGGAUGAUCGCACAACGGGACUCUUCGUCAGGACUACGUCAUCGGACUGAAUUACAGAGCUCACCCGUCUUCAACGAAGGGUCGAGGGUCAGCAUUUAUAGGAGUAGGGUGAAGUUGACCUCGGAGGCUUGUCUGGGGUCAGUUUGCUGUUUUGUCGUCCAGCGUGCGGUCGAACUGAUCCAACAACUUCAUCAUCCAAGAGCCUUCAUUUUUCAGCGGUUGCCUCCAGGAUGCUGAGGAGCUUAAACGGCACAUAACGAAACUGACAGGACUGGAUGAAUGGAUGAACUGAUUUGUCAUUUACAGGCAACCGCUCUUCUCUGUAUUAUGUAGGAAUGGCUUUUGCUUAGCAUACCACAGUGUUGCCUUAUCAUAUAUCAUCAUAUAACUUGCUUAUAAGUAAGCAGUCUUUUGGUGAUUUGCGGCCUUGACAUCUGAGGCUGGGGCUAAAAUGUCACCUUUUCUAAACUUAAACCGUUUUUCACUUAUAACCGGCUCAGUAUUUUAAUAAUAAUGUGUCAAAUGAGAAUGUGAAAGGUUUCACUUGUAGUGAUGAACCUACAGAGAAUUCCAAAUCUAGCUGCCCGUAGCUUUACAUAGAUCUAAAGUGAGUUUCAGCUGUUCGGCCCACAACUGAACUGUUUUGGUUCACUCUCGGCGCUAUCAUAGCGUCAUAUUUGGCAACUGCUGGCAGCUGUUUUCCCUGAAAAAGCUCUAAAAAUCCACUGUACACGACCUGCUCAGCACCAAACAGCAGAAAAAGUUAGCAACUAGCUUGGGAAUUAAGUUUAACAUCUAGCAGCUAAAGAGCCAAAUAUUUUUGUAAGAGUUGGUCGAGAGCAAACGGCUAAAAGGAGACUGAAUUUUUGGACCCAUAUUCAUCAGGUGGACAAAAACAUGACUUUAAAUGAAUGCUAAUGUUAAUCUGAUAUGUAAACAACUUUAAACUUUAAAAACUUUGUACGGCAAUACUACAGUAUAUGUUAGGGAUGUGUGUUUCAGCUUGUUGCUUUGUCAGCUCUGUUCCCACAUGGGCGCAAAAUCUAUUAUUGCAGCGUUUUAGCACAGUUUUAACCUUGACAUCUCUGCAUCUUUUAACUUGCAGAUCAUCAGAUCAGUGCUUACUCUCUGCUUUAUAUUUAUAAAAAAAAAUUUAAAUUAAAAAAAAGAAAUCUGUAACUAACAGAUUUUGGAAAUGGUUAACAGGCACUAAAGUCGACUGAUGAAGUGAGUAUUGAGAAGAGAGAACGGAUGAGUAUAAACAGAUGGAUGCAUGGACGCCUGCCCUGUACAGUUUAUAACCGUGGGUCUGUCGGUGUGUACUGCCAAAAGUUGGGUUGUUUCAGCAUUAGGGCAGAUACGUACACAGACACACACACACCCCAAACCAACCAUAACAUACAAGCUUUUUCCUCUGAGUUUUAUGCCUCUCUCAGUGGGGUUUAAUCUUUAUAGCUGCUCUCUAAUACAAAAAAAACUGGUAGCUCCCAAGUGUCCUGGCUCACUUCUCUCUCUGGGCUUAGAGACUACACCAAGCUGCAGGUUGGAAUCAAAUAUAUGCAGAAACCCGUCUCUUUACCCAGUAAUACUCUAUAUUUGAAGAGGGAAAACAACUUUUGGCGCACCCUUAAAAUCUGGCAAACUCACAAUUUCUCCCAUGGGCUGUAGUUGAAUUCCCUUUGCUCCUGUAAUCUUUAGUGAAAUCUCUCUUUGUAAACUGUCCUAGUUUAAACAAAUCAAAAAGUGCCUGGGCCAUUAACUUUUUAUGACAAUGAAUGUGCACAGAUGAUGUUCAUUUGAAAGUUUGAAUCCAAGUGAGAGGAGAAAAAUAAUGUUUUGGGUAUAAAUUUGACUUUUUCUACCUCAUGUUAAAGUGCUGUGGUCUGUCGAGGUUUCUGUUUUAAACCACGACUGCGCCAAAGAAGAAAGACAAGUUACAAAAAGGAAAGGGGAAUCUGGGGAAUGGGAAAAUGAGGUGAGAAUCGAGACUCAAUAGUCUGAUGUGUCUCAAAGGGAACUAUAGCAACACGAAAUGGAAUUGCGGGUGGGUAACAUGUUUCCCUUGUGUGUUUUUCUACACAAUUUGAUUGGUGGGUAACAUGUUUCCCUUGUGUGUUUUUCUACACAAUUUGAUUGGAUAACUCACUAAACAGCUUGUGCUAAACAAAAAAACAGGUACAAAGUCUUGUACCUGCACAAAGUCUUGUGCAAAUUAUACCUGUGUAAUCACACCUUGUGUAAUCACUUCCGGUACAGAAAACUGUGAUUAUUUUUUCACUGACUGCAUUAACACGUACCUUACCUUACCUUUUCCGUAUCGCACUCAGCGAGCGUAGUUGAAAACAUCACCAUUAUCAGACCCCAUAAUGAACAGCACUGACAACUCUUUAGGCUACCAGGAAGCUAGUUAGUUAUCCUUUUACGUUUUCCACUUGCUUAUCGUUAAUGGUGAAGAUUUUUUUUACUUUGUUCACAAUGUUUGGAAACUGUUUCAUAAAAGCAACAACACUUCUAACUGUUUCCCACUGCGACUACUGGGAUUUAGUGCCACCAACACUGCUGUAUGUGGCUGCUGGAUACACCCCAGUUGAAUGUUGCAUAUUGUUAUUAUAGCACUCAUUAGAGCUGAAAGUAUUAGUCAGUCACUCAAUAAGUCUAUAAGCAGAAAACUAAUUGCCAGGAAUUUGGAUAAUGGACUAAUCAUUUAAGUCAUUUUCAAGCAAAAACACAUUCUCUGGCUUCAGCUUCUCAAAUGAGAAGAUUUGCUGCUUUUGUCUUAUAUCAUUGUAACCUGAAUAUAUCUGGCCAGACUUGUGCUUGUGCUCUGGAAAAUUAUGCCGGACAUUUUUCACUGUCUUUGCAUAUUUUAACUAACUAAACGAUUAAUCUAUUAAAUGAAAAAAAUAACUGGAAGAUAAAUUGGUUAUGAAAACAAUCAUUAGUUGCAGCCCUAAAACACCUGCAUAUACUCAGUGCAUGUUUUAAUAUCUUUAAGUGGAGACUAGGUCGGAUUAACAGACUAAUUCAUUUAUAUUUUAGACUUUAAUCCCACCACGCGAUUGCCAGCGGGCAGAACGGCUGCCAGCUAUCUGCCAAUCUGUCAGCAGAGGGCAAUGCUCUGGGGGAGUCAUCGUACGAUAAUGUCCACUAGUGUGUUGAGCCCGCUUUAAAAGUCCAUGGACAAUCUGUAGCUCCUGACUAACGGUACAAAAGGGGGAGUUCCUCCGGCUCACCCCUUCAAGCACAAAUUUUGAGCAGCGUGGUGUAGCAAAAUGGUCCGUUUUGACCCGUCCUCAAGGACAGCAUGGGCCUCCGUGCCAUGCUGUCCAUUCCCAAGAUGCACCCUAACGACCUUCAAUAAGACAUUCUCGGCUUCCGGGGGCUUGUCGAGGACAGUCGAGUUGUUGGAGGUGUCUCUGUUUGCAGCCCGAUCUGCCUUUUCCGAAGGUCGUUCGUUGACAUCGUGCAGGUCUAACGGGUGACCACUCUGACGGGUCUUGCGUCACAUUUUCAAGUUGCGGUUGCCGCCGCACCGCCAGCACCUGCCGGAGUCCCUAAUCCAAUGGCGUUACUGCUGUUUAGUGAGCUGCCUGAAGUUACUGCAGUUGCUUAAAAGUAUGCGUGUUGUGUUCAAAAGUAUGGGCAGCCCUGGUUUGCAGGGCGCUUCAAAGCGGCUUCUGCUGGCUUGGACUCGGGCUCUCGGUAAAGCCCUCCGCCCCUCUUCUCACAGCUAAAUGUACUUCGACCGAUGUUGCUUCCGGGCUGAGUAGUGGCCUCCCAGACAUCGGCAGGAUAAAGCAGUUGUGAUGAGAUUUCCUGAUUGGUUAGAGGCUCCCCUGACCUCACAUCAGUGCCUCGGCCUCACGAGGUCAAAUAACUCGAAUGCUUUGACUUUGAAAAGGUAAAGCACCCGAUGCCAUACCUUUUUGAAAGUGAGAACACAUUGCCAAACCAAGUGCCCUUAACCACUUAACUUUGUCAUUUUUUUCUAGGAAAGAUUGUGGUUUUUAAUGUAUGCUUGGUUGUACUAAGACCUUUGUAUAUGCUACUUUGGCAUAAUGGCUCUAAGCACCUCUGCAUAUUCAUGUGUCUGUUUUUUAUUACAAUGUGCUGGUCAUAACACAUAUAAGGGCUACGGAGCUAGCGAUAUACAUACAAAAGUAAAUGCCUAAAUCAAACAUGAUUAUGUCAAGAAAAAACAUUUGCUUCAAAAAAUACCCAACUUUUUACUUUAUGUUCUGUUGAUUUUUGUACCACUAAAAUGCUGUAUACGCACUGCUGAAAUAAUAAAAAUGUAGAUUUGUUUAAA